Molecule: messenger RNA, 629 nt
Organism: Medicago truncatula (barrel medic)
Lineage: Eukaryota; Viridiplantae; Streptophyta; Magnoliopsida; Fabales; Fabaceae
Product: albumin-1
Exons: 2
Coding region: 61-396 (111 amino acids)
Source: RefSeq, a predicted model, not a curated record
CAACUAUUUAAGUGUAAGGUUGAUGCCGCAACGAAGCAAAUUAAACUCUCCUAACAAACGAUGGCUUAUGCUAAACUCAUUCCUUUGGCUGUGUUCAUGCUUGCCACAUUCUUAAUGUUGCCGAUGAAGAAGGUAGAAGCAAGCUGUAAGGAUAAUAUUUGUGUAGGGUUUUUUCUACGAUGCGGUGACCGUUGUUUUUGUUAUCCCCAGAUAGGAUGCGUCGAACAAAUAAUUGGGGAAAAUCAUCCUAACAUAUGUCACUCUCAUGUUGAAUGCAUGAACAAGGGAAGUGGGAGCUUUUGUGCUCAUUCUCCUAUUCUUGAUGUUGAUUAUGGUUGGUGUUUUGCCUAUAAAUCUGAGGCAGAAGACUUAUUGAAGAUGUCGGGGACCGCUUAAUGUUGAGAUAUAUGCAAUCCGGUCACUUUAACAAGAGAAAAACUAUUUUUUAAAUUUAUUGAAUAAUUAAUGUAUUUGAUUUAUGAUAUAUACCAAAUAUAUUAUACUCUUAAAAACAAUUUUUUGUAUAUUAUAGUGACCAACGGGUAUAUGUCCAAUGAAAUCCAUGAUAUGAAUAUAAAUCUUGAAAAAUAAGUCUUUGUUUCCAACCGAUGAGUUGGAUUAUUUAGAAA